AUGAUUGACAAUAUGAUUUAUGAGUGUGACCAAUGUCAACGUGAGGGAAAGUCUCUGGGUUCAGUUGCACCACUCCAAACAAUAAAAGUGUCUGCUGUUUGGGAGCUGUUGGGGCCCUUCCCCAAAACUACUGAUGGCUAUCAGUACAUAUUUACAGCCACGGAUUAUUUUUCAAACUCAAUCAGAAGCCGCCUGCAGUUGAGCGUGUGUCCAGCAGAGGGCUUACCUGUGACAGUCCCAGCUCAGGGCUCUGACGGCUCUGAGUCACGUGGCCUGUGGCGCCCGUCCAUCACCAUGGCGCUCUCACGGCGGCGCUCUCGCUUCCUGAGCGCUGAGGUGUUUCCUGUUUGA
This is a messenger RNA of Knipowitschia caucasica, 351 nucleotides long. Lineage: Eukaryota; Metazoa; Chordata; Actinopteri; Gobiiformes; Gobiidae. The record is from the annotation of a GenBank genome assembly.